CCGCACUCCCGUGGUGGCAGUGCCAUGGUGGCGUCACCACACGCGCCAUGACGUCACACCCGAAUGGCGGCCUCUGCGUCACUGCGGCGCCUCGCAGGAGUUGGCGGCCCACCAGAAGGAAGGUCGCUGUGCAGCCCCGGUGUGACCCUGUUACCCCCGGCUCCUUCUCUGAGCUCUAUCCCAGGUGUGACAUCGGCGGUGACGUCACCGUUACCCAAACCGCCACCGGUGACGUCACUGCAUGCAGCACAGAUCUUUCCCUCCGGGUUCACAGAACCACAGAGGGAUCAUCAGGGCUGGAAGGGAUCCCUGGAGAUCACUCAGUCCAACCCCCCUGCCAAGGCAGGGUCACCUGGAGCAGGUGACACAGGAACGCAUCCAGGUGGGGUUGGAAUGUCUCCAGAGAGGGAAAUUCUACAACCUCCCUGCACAGCUGUUCCAGUGCUCUGCCACCCUCAGUGUAAAGAAGUUCUUCCUCAAGUGGAGAUCAAUCCCAACACGCUUGAUGUUAGACUUGGUGGGAGGAGGGUUAGCAGGCGUGUAAGCAAGAGUGAGAGGAUCACUGACAUUCCUAAUUCCCUAGUAAGUACUAAUAAGUACCAAUAUACACAGGGCUUUAUAAUGUUUUCAAAGGGCAAAAACUCAGAAUCAAAACUCACAUCCAGUCCUAGAUAAUAAAGAUGUUUAUGCUAAAAUUGUAAAAACCCCAUUAAUAAUGAUGCAUACUAAACUAGG
This is a messenger RNA of Vidua macroura (Pin-tailed whydah), 735 nucleotides long. RefSeq lists its product as uncharacterized. The transcript is spliced from 2 exons. The record is from RefSeq and is a predicted model, not a curated record. NCBI's taxonomy places the organism in Eukaryota, Metazoa, Chordata, Aves, Passeriformes, Viduidae. Bases 64 to 675 code for a protein of 203 amino acids.